Molecule: messenger RNA, 1901 nt
Organism: Euleptes europaea (tarantolino)
Lineage: Eukaryota; Metazoa; Chordata; Lepidosauria; Squamata; Sphaerodactylidae
Gene: MEN1
Product: menin 1
Exons: 10
Coding region: 99-1880 (593 amino acids)
Biological process (GO): regulation of transcription by RNA polymerase II; negative regulation of cell cycle; negative regulation of cell population proliferation
Cellular component (GO): nucleus; chromatin; histone methyltransferase complex
Molecular function (GO): chromatin binding; Y-form DNA binding; transcription cis-regulatory region binding
Source: RefSeq, a predicted model, not a curated record
AAGACUCCAAUUCCCGUGUGUCUGUGCGCGCGGAGCAUGGCUGCAAAUUGUGUAGCAGCGCAUUCAAAUUAGAAAACUGGAGAGAGCUAUCUUUUACCAUGGGGCUGAAAGGCGCCCAAAAGGCCCUGUUCCCCUUGAGCUCGGUGCCGGACGUGGUGCGCCUUUUUGAGCUGGAGCUCCGCCGGGAGCAGCCAGAUCUGGUGCUUCUCUCCUUGGUCCUGGGCUUUGUAGAGCACUUCCUGGCCGUCAACCGCGUCUUGCCCACCAACGUACCGGGCAUCAGUUUUGAGCCGGCCCAGGGCCCCGACAGCUUGACGUACUUCCCGGUGGCCGACCUAAGUAUCGUUGGCGCUCUGCACGCCCGUUUCACGGCCCAGAUCCGAGGGGCUGUUGAUCUCUCGCUCUAUCCCCGUCCUGAUGGUUACUCCUCCCGGGAGCUGGUCAAGAAAGUCUCGGACGUCAUCUGGAACAGCCUGAGCCGCUCCUAUUUCAAGGACCGGGCGCACAUCCAGUCUCUGUUCAGCUUCAUUACAGGCACCAAACUAGACAGCUCAGGAGUGGCAUUUGCUGUUGUGGGGGCCUGCCAGGUACUGGGGCUGCUGGAUGUGCACCUGGCGCUCUCUGAGGACCACGCUUGGGUAGUGUUUGGCAAGGAUGGUGAGCAGACGGCGGAAGUGACGUGGCAUGGCAAAGGCAAUGAGGACCGGCGUGGGCAGACGGUCAACACUGGUGUGGCAGAGCGGAGCUGGCUGUACCUGAAGGGCUCCUACCUGUGCUGCACUCGCCAGAUGGAGGUGGCUUUCAUGGUGUGCGCCAUCAACCCCUCCAUUGAUCUGCACACCGACAGCCUAGAGCUGCUGCAGCUACAGCAGAGGUUGCUGUGGGUUCUCUUUGAUCUGGGCCAUCUGGAGAGGUAUCCGAUGGCUCUGGGGAAUCUGGCUGACCUGGAGGAGCUGGAACCCACUUCUGGCCGACCCGACCCCCUCUUUCUCUACCAUAAGGGGAUCAAUUCUGCCAAGCAGUACUACAACAAUGAACACAUCUAUCCGUACAUGUACCUUGCAGGCUACCACUGUCGGAACAAAAACGUCAAGGAGGCACUGGAGGCUUGGGCUGACUCAGCCACUGUGAUCCAAGAUUAUAACUACUGUCGGGAGGAUGAGGAAAUCUACAAAGAAUUCUUCGAUGUGGCCAACGAUGUCGUUCCUAACUUGCUAAAAGAGGUGGCCAGCCUCGCUGACUUGGUGGAGGAGAAGGGGAGUGGAGAGAGAGGAGAGCCUUCUCCAUCCCAGGCUGGCGGUUCAGCUCUGCAGGACCCCGAGUGUUUCGCUCACCUCCUGCGUUUCUACGACGGAAUCUGCAAAUGGGAAGAGGGCAGCCCCACGCCCGUCCUCCACGUGGGCUGGGCCACGUUCUUGGUGCAAUCCCUGAGUCGUUUUGAAGGGACGGUGCGGCAAAAGGUGACUCUGGUGAGCCGAGAGGUGGACGCCAAUGAUGACGAUGACCAGGGCAGCGAGGACCUGCGGGAGGGGCGACGCCGCGGGCCCCGCCGCGAGUCCAAACCCGAGGAGCCACCCCUGCCCAAGAAGGUGACAGAGCGCCGACGCCCAAGCUCAGGCCAACGUGCGGACAGGCCUGCUCUGGAGAAGGAGGAAGGGCCCAGUAGCGGCCCGAGCCCCCCUCCCGAAGGGCCCAUUCUCACAUUCCAGAGCGAGAAGAUGAAGGGCAUGAAAGAGCUGCUGGUGGCUGCCAAGAUCAAUUCCAGCGCUAUCAAGCUGCAGCUCACGGCUCAGUCCCAGGUGCAGCUGAAGAAGCAGAAAGCCUCAGCCCCCCGUGACUACAACCUCUCCUUCCUCAAGCGGCCCCGGAAGUCCCUCUGAACCAACCAGGGGGCUGCCCUC